AUGAAUAAAAAAGCUAAUCCAUAUAGAGCAACAUUUGAUGAGGUUACCAAGUUACAAGAGUAUUAUCAAGGAUACCAAAUUUCAUUUUGUUUAGGAGUUAUAAGCAAUCUAAAUGUAGCCGCAGCUCUUGGAGAUAAUCUACAAUGUAGACGUUCGGCAUUUGAUAUUGCAAAGGAAGUCGGUGCUAAUCCAGAUGCUCUAGAUCGUAUAAUGUAUACGCUAUCUGUGAACGGAUUCUUCAAGUUGGUAGGAUCAACUGAGCCUGGCCAAAGAGAGUUCCAACAUAAUGAGCUAUCAUUAACAUUGGUAGAUCCAUUUGUUCGCGAUGAAAAUCCAGAUCAAGAAGUUAUCUUUGCCAAAGGAAUGGCAUCAGUUUCACUUAGACAAACUCCAGUACUUGCAAAACUAAUUGAUUUCAAUCAAUUCGAUACUAUUUGUGAUGUAGUAAUUAAUUUCGAUCAACCAUCGAUGUUGGAUAGUCUUAGAGGUGAUUCUUGUAUUCAAGAGUUGCUCGAAAAUCCAAAGUAUACAGAAUGUCCAGGUAACUUUUUUGUUAGUGUUCCUCAAGCAGACUGUUAUGUUUUCAAAUGUAUAUUUCACAAUUGGGAUGACUAUAACUGUAGAUUGAUUCUUGAAACUGUUGCUAAAUCGAUUCCACCACAUGGAAAAGUUUAUAUCAUGGAGUACAUUGUUGGAGAAGGUUUAGAAGGUGACCAAAAAUAUGUUUCAUUAUUAGAUAUUCAUAUGUUACAAUUAUGUGAUGCCAAAGAGAGAACUAAAAAACAAUUUGAACAAUUGGUUGAGAAAACAUCAUUUAAAAUCAACAAAAUUACAAUGUGUAACCAAUUACAUUGUCAGAAUGUUAUAGAAUUGGUUUUAAGAAAUUAA
Molecule: messenger RNA, 888 nt
Organism: Heterostelium album PN500
Lineage: Eukaryota; Evosea; Eumycetozoa; Acytosteliales; Acytosteliaceae
Exons: 4
Coding region: 1-888 (295 amino acids)
Molecular function (GO): O-methyltransferase activity
Source: RefSeq, a predicted model, not a curated record